Molecule: messenger RNA, 1726 nt
Organism: Daphnia pulex (common water flea)
Lineage: Eukaryota; Metazoa; Arthropoda; Branchiopoda; Diplostraca; Daphniidae
Product: ionotropic receptor 93a-like
Exons: 11
Coding region: 193-1632 (479 amino acids)
Cellular component (GO): membrane
Molecular function (GO): ligand-gated monoatomic ion channel activity
Source: RefSeq, a predicted model, not a curated record
AUUAGAAGAAGAGAAACGCACUAAGUUGUUUAUUGUUUCUUCUUGUCCAUGUCACCAUGUUGCAUAGGUCCACAAAAUAUUCAUCAGUCGCAGAUAAUGACGUGAAGAAAGCCAACCUCGUUCCUAGUUGUGAUUCCAAAUAGCAAGAUAUAGACAUAUUGUAACACAGAAAAUUCAAGGGCGGAUUGACUAAUGGCUAACUUUAAAACAAAAGGUUUUUACCGCAAUAGAUUCUUCUCGAACAUAAAAAGCCGACCACAUGAACCAAAAUCAGUGCUGAUCAAAUUUCACGUUCACGGAAGCCCACUAUUAGAAGAAAGACAGUUGCUGCACGGCCGCCAGUUGAGAGCUUCAGCUUUUAACUUCAUGCCAUGUCUUUCCGCUACGAAAAUGCCAUCAGGAAACUACUCUUAUUUUGGAAUCUGCAAUGAUAUUAUUAAGUGGGUUUCUGAACAUUUUCAAAUGGAGCUGAUUUACGUGCCUGUCGACAACACGGAUAGAGGCAAACUUGGCAUAGUACCUGCGCUCAUCAAGCAAAUAGUGAAACAGGAAGUCGACGUUAUCCCGUUCUCUUUCGUUCCCACGCCAGGUCUGUUGCUGCAAAUAGAUUGCUCUAUUCCGCUCACGGUGGAAGACUAUUAUUUAUUACAGCCGUGGCCAAAGGAAGAGAGCCGCCUUACCGCUUGCAUCAGACCCUUCUCUUUGAACGUUUGGAUGUUAUUCUUCUUUUCGGUAAUUGCCAUCAUCGUUUUCAUGGCUCUGCUGACUCAUUAUUACCAUCAGUGGGGUACGGAAAGAAAGUCCAAGAGUUUCAUGAACGAUAUUUACGAUCACACUAUGUACACCAUGACAAUUAUUGCCGGACAAGGGAACCAUAUAUCUGCCAAAGCCAAAAUGUCACUGCGUCUAGUGGCAGGCUUGUGGUGCCUGACGAUGGUCGUCCUGGUAAACGCAUAUACGGGCACUUUAAUGUCUUAUUUAACCGUUCCCAAGCUGAGGCCAAUAGUCAACACGCUGGAAGAAUUGGCGGCCAGUAGCGAGACGAGAAUGACGGUUGAUUUUGAAUUGGGCAAGGCUCGCAUGUUUCUGGAGGCCACCUCUGGCCCAAAUAAAGUUAUUGGCAAUUCGCUUCGCAACAAUCCACAGUUGUUAAUCAAAGGAAACACUUUAGACGGAGUGAAAAAUGUUUUACAGCGAGGGGCUACUUACUUUGCUAAUCAUUUGCUCGUCAACUACUUCUUGGCGAUGGACAUGAAAAGCCAUCAGGAAUGUCGCAUGACCUAUUCGGAUCCCAUUCCGUUCGUCGAGUAUUACUCACUGGGUUUACCCAAAGGCGGCCGACACAAUUUCAUCAUCAAUCACGAUUUGCAGUAUUUGUGGGAAAACGGUUUAAUUUCCCACUGGAUGUUGCAGUACACGCCCAACGUCGACAAGUGCAUGGUAGGUAAAAUCAAACCCAGUGGAAAGAUGACGUCUUUGACUCUAACAGACCUGUCGAGCGCUUUUGCACUGCUCGGCAUUGGAAUUGGACUAUCUGUUUUCGCGUUUGUUUUGGAAAGGAUGGCGUUCACGAAAGCAAAUCGACGAAACAAGAUCCGCCGUAAAGAGAAAAUGCCAUUUUACGGCCUCUGAAUUCACGUCGAAAUGUAGUCGCUAUAAAAAUGGCUAGAUUUAUUCUAAUGUAAGGCUAUUAAAACUAGUCCGAUAUCAAACGUUUAGUAUUUUA